This is a messenger RNA of Spirometra erinaceieuropaei, 2558 nucleotides long. NCBI's taxonomy places the organism in Eukaryota, Metazoa, Platyhelminthes, Cestoda, Diphyllobothriidea, Diphyllobothriidae. The record is from the annotation of a GenBank genome assembly.
AAGCCUUUGCAGAAAGUCGCACCAUCAAGGCCUGGGAGUCCAGAAUGACUAUUUCUAGCUUGGUUCUUACUGAGGGUAUCUUCAUUUUGCCUCCUAAUUUUGUCUUAAAUGUGAUCUCGUUGGGUAAUUGUGUUCUAGUCAUUGUCUUUCGUACUACUUGACCCUACUAUAUCCCCUUGACAGUGUUUAGAUCAUUUUGCAGUUAUCUGUUUUUUGCCCCUAUCACCAAAAUUUCUGAAAGUGAAAGACGUCAUCAAGGAAAACACCAUACAUCCGAAUCUGGGAGUAGUACUGUUUCCGCACCUAAUCAUCUCCCGAGAAAUCCCUUCCAACUUUAACCAGCCCGUAUUUCGCUCUUCUAGGGCUGCCGCCUUGGAGCUACUCAAGGAAGCAACCAAAUGGAACUACGAGUCUUGGCGAGUGUGGGAAAACAUUCUACUGGUGAGUUUUCUCGAACUAGCCUUUUACAUCCCCACCAUCGAUAGCGAAGCGUCACAAUAUAGUAGACUGCUCUUGACAGCACAUCUAGCACCGACAAGAUCCAGACUAGACAGUUGAACUAAAAACCAGUCGAUGGGAUCAUAGGAUAUCCUGUGCAGUUAAACUAGUUUUGUAAACCAAAAACGCGUCCGUGUUCUCUUUCACCCCCCCCCUCCCCCACCUGCGCAAUAUUCCCUCAGCGUGUCACUUAUGCAGGUAUUACUUCCAAAAGUAACUACCAUAAUCGCUAAUAUCCUUAAUCAUCCCUCUUCAGGUGAGCAUAGACGUGGCCGCCUUCGGGGACACAAUUAGGGCCUUCCACCGACUUAUCGACCUUCGGCAGAAACAUGUCGAUCCUCAGGUACUGGGCAUUCUUGUGCGAGCCGUCUGCGAGGAUACGCCCGAUAAAGAGGGCCGCGGAGCAUCAAGGUAUCGCAGCAAACUCCUCGAAUUGAUGGGUCGUGUCACCUCCACAGUAAGCAGCUCACAGACUUUACUGGCUCUGUUCUUUCCGAGACCGUGUUACAUCUUCACUUUUUACUCCCGUAGGCGCCAUCAGACGCGGACACCUGGAGGCUCUAUGCCACUCUGUUACUGGACGACUACGACCAGUCCAAGCCCAGCGUAUUUCAGCGGGUGAGGUCCAAUUGUCGGGCAACGAUUUCAUUUUAUUCCCCCAGCCCCUCCUCCUCUCAUACUUUAGGCACCAGCCUUUCCCUAUCUCUGGCGCCUCUGAAUCUAAUUGCACGCCUCGGAAACUUUAAGUGUGACUUUCUCCGGCGAGCUUUGCCUUUCAUGCUAACACACUGAUUGGUUAUAAAAGUACCACAGAAUGACAACUGUUGCAAAACUUACUCAUUUCCUCCUUGCUCUCCCCCCCCCCUUCGUCCAUUCCAGGCUGUCCAGUGUCUCCAAAAGUCCUACCACUGCCGCCUCAAGAACGUCCAAAGUGGAUGGGAAUUAGUCACUAAGACCCGCUCCGCCCUAAUAACCGAUUUGCGAGCUCUAAACAAACUGCUGCUGGCUGAAAAGGAGGCCAUCUGCGGUGAGAAGGUAGCCGAAAAGAAAGAAGAGGUCACGCCGGCUGGCGAUGAGACCGUCACUACCGAUGCUGAGGCAACUUCCCCAAAACUGACUCAAAUAGCUUUUCUUCACUCAUCUCUCUCCUCCUUGAGACUCAGCAUAAAUUCCCUCGUGUCGCGACUCAAGGUAGGCCGUCGCGUCACGUGCACGUUUUUGUUACCUAUUGAGGCAUUUCCUGUGCGAAGAGUCUUGUUUUGUGGCUGGCUUUCUCUGUUUGUUUCUCACUGGCCCACUUUGUCGUUUAACGUGGUAACAAAGACGAGAACUGACAUUCAGACGGUAGAUGUUUCAGACCUAUUCCAUGUCCUCUUGCCCUUCCCUAUUACGAAAUGGCGGAGGUAGAUUGUUCAAUGGGGAAAGGAGUGGUACCGGCACAGUCUGUCCAUUCAACCGAUUUUUUAGACGUCCACUCCAACCCAUUUUCAUAGGUCGGAAGGAGCUGUACAGCUGACUAUUUUACAACCACUGGGCAUUAAACUGUUCGGAUUGAAUCACGGGCCAAUUAUUUUGACCCUUAUUCUUAAUCGUACUGCCGUUUGAACUGUCGGCCGUGUCUGAGCGAUAAACCUUCUGUAGACGGACUUGCUGUUCUCAAUGAGCUGUCUCCUGACCUCAUACACUGUCACAAACAUAGUAUCAGGCAAGUCUUGGCGCUAUUGGUUCCUGUUAAACGCACCACCUCACUUUCCUUAAGCCGCCCUCUCGGUCUUAGACGUUCCAUGCACAUAAAUGCGUGCCGGGCAACUGCAUCCAAUUCCUCAAACGAUUUAGCUUACUCAGUUUGUCUGAAUUCUCCCUGCACGUUUUAACCUAGGUGUUUUCCCGUCCCAUCUCGUCGGAUUUUCUAAACUUUUUUUAUAAUUUCCUCCGUUUAGAAAGCCGGUGACUGUUGCAUGGACCCCACGGUCUCUUCCGACCUAAAUCGUGACGUCGAGACUCUCAGGGAGAUGUUAUCUGCAGUGACUAACGUCCUCAAUGAUCUGCCACCUGUCUAA